This is a messenger RNA of Oncorhynchus nerka (sockeye salmon), 6177 nucleotides long. RefSeq lists its product as uncharacterized. Gene Ontology annotation, cellular component: nucleus; chromatin. The coding region runs from base 1 to 4935 and encodes 1644 amino acids. The transcript has 17 exons. Gene Ontology annotation, biological process: chromatin remodeling; regulation of gene expression. Lineage: Eukaryota; Metazoa; Chordata; Actinopteri; Salmoniformes; Salmonidae. Gene Ontology annotation, molecular function: histone H3K9 demethylase activity. The record is from RefSeq and is a predicted model, not a curated record.
AUGUUAACUAUCCUGAGAUACCUAACCUGGUCGUUAUUAGGAUACAUCACCCAGGAGGCGGGAGAGUUUAUGAUCACCUUUCCGUAUGGUUACCACGCUGGCUUCAACCACGGCUUCAACUGUGCCGAGUCGACCAACUUCGCUAGUGUCCGAUGGAUCGACUACGGCAAGGUGGCCACUCAGUGUACAUGCAGUAAAGACAUGGUGAAGAUCAGCAUGGAUCCCUUUGUGAAGUGGUUCCAACCGGACCGCUAUGCUGUGUGGAAGCUGGGGAAAGACUCCUGUCCUCUGGACCACACCCGAGCCACGCCCGCCACCACCCCAGAACUGCAGAACUGGCUUCAGCGCAGCCGGGUCAAGACCCCUGUGAACAGCAGCCUCUCACACCCACGGACCAGAUCCAAGCGCCUGAGGACCAGCGAGGAGCCUGUCGCCUUGGAAGGGUGUUCUGUCCUGGGAAGGAGGAGGGGCCUCGGAGGCACCCUGGGUCCCAAGGUCCAGAGAGGCUGCAGGGCUGGGGAGGAUGAGGACGAUGAGGAGGAAGGAGAGGAUCAGACUGAGAAUACACUCCGGCUCCCUGGUCCUUGUCGGCAGAUGUGUGUGGUGAAAGUCAACAGAAUGGAAGUGGAGAGUGACCGGUUGGCCUUCCCCUGUCCUCCUGAACCUCUGCGCCCCUCGUCUUUCCCCUCUCCCUCACCCUCUUCCGACUUCUCUUCUCGCCCCUCACCCUUUCUGACCCCUGUCUCAGUGGACACCACAGAACAAGGGACAGGGGCGGGGACUCACCCUUCACCCCAUCUGCAUCCCACUAACCCCCCACAGAACCCCUCAGGGUCAGAGUUCGCAGAGGUCAUUAAAGGACCCCAUCAGAGGUCCGAGGCGGCCCCUACACCUGCCCGAUCAGAAAGAAGAGAAAUCCCCGGAGGACCGUUUAAGUCAGUAUGUAUAGAGUUGACUCCACUGGGACAGGUCCCCGAGGACUGCUCUGUGGAUGUCCACCCCUCUCCAGACCCCUUACGGACCAGGUUACCUUCCCCCAGAACGGUGCACCCGACUGGGGCUCAGGGGUGUACGGACUCGGCCUGUGGCCCUGGAGCUUUUCAAUCAAGUUCUUCUUCCGUAGAGAAGUCGUCUUUAAACCUAACCUCAACCCUAGCCCCCGGCACUGAGUAUAAAAUGGAUACGUGUCAUGGUACUGCGGUUAAUAUUACUACUACUACUACUACUACUACUACUACUACUACACACAGCAGUCACACCUCUGAAAGCAAAACACCAGCACUUUACAAUGACAUUGACACGAAUACUGACUCCGGGUCCAGAGGACGUGUUAUUUCCAACUCUAGUUCUGGUUCUGGUCCAGCUAACUUGUUCAGGUGUAGUGAAAAAAACUGCACUCCCGUUGAAAACCGUUCCUCUCUCCCUAUGUGUACUACACACAACCGUGUCCCCAUACAAAACCCUUCCCUUCUUCCGAGGUGUAGUUUACGAGACUGUUGCCCUCCUCUCCUCCAGAGGAACAACGGGGUGGACAUGCCUUUCCUCACUCCAGAACUGUCUGGAGAGACGAGGUUCUGCCCGCCCCUGCCGCCCGUUCUCACCCAGGAGAUGCCCUCCCUCACACUCGCCGUCAGCGGAGGUCACGCCGAGAUCAAAGGUCCGAGGUCGUCCUCCUCCUCGACUGGCCGACACGGUGGUGCUCUAACCUUACCGGAUUUGCCGGGCAGUCACCCGGUCCUCGCCCCCGUGCUCCGACGCGAGACACCCACGACCCUCUCGCCAGGAACGGAGACGUUAACGGGCGAGGUGUGCGAGGUGGAGUUGGCGUCAAAGAAGUCGGAGGAAGAGGAUUUUCCACCGUUAGCGCCUUACAGAGACUGGCGCUUGGGUUCUGCUGAAGACCACCAUAGACCAGAGCUGGAUUUACAGUUAGCGGCUUACGUGGCUAAUGCAACUAGCAAUGCUCGGCCCAAAAUGGCCGCCUCUGAUCACAAAAUGGCCCCCUCUCGGCACUCUGGUCCUACUGAAGACCACCACCAUAGGCCAGAGUUGGAGUCACAGGUAGCAGCUUACGCGGCGGCUAGUGCAACCAGCGACGCUCAACCCGAAAUGGACGCCUCUCUGCACAAAAUGGCCGCCGACGCUUCCCAUCUAGAAGCACUACCAAUCCAAACAUUGUCUGAGACAGUGCUGACCACCGACAACCACUGUAGUCGAACCUCCGCGGAGACUCAUGCUAGCAAUAAUAACCACAUGCUCUGUGACGUUACACUACUGCCAACGCAGCAAAUCCAGAAACACGGGUCCUCGACGGCAACAGUAUCCAUGGACUCCGACUCAGAAGGAUCCUCUCAAAGAGACGAUGUAUUUAGAGACUCCAGUACGAAGGGUUUAUAUCUAGCUAGCACCAGUUUGACUUCUAAAGAUAAGUUGGCCCACUCUUCUGAGCUGAGUGAAUUGAAUGACCAUUCAGCAACAGUACAACACCAACACGACCAUGACCAAACUCCACACUCAAACAUGGAUGCCGUUUGUAGUUCCCGAAACGUGGAUUCCAUUUGUAGUUCCCAAAACGUGGAUUCCAUUUGUAGUUCCCAAAACGUGGAUUCCAUUUGUAGUUCCCAAAACGUGGAUUCCAUUUGUAGUUCCCAAAACGUGGAUUCCAUUUGUAGUUCCCAAAAAGUGGAUUCCAUUUGUAUUUCUCGAAACGUGGACUCUGUUGGUAGUUCCCAAAGCCUCUACCUGGAGCCCAAACCUUUCUCAGACGGCAUCUGGAAGAACCUCAACUCCCAGAGUCCUGCGGUGCUCAUCGAGAGCCUCCACCACCCGGAGCUCCCCGCCGACUAUACCCACGAUGCACUACCUUACACCAUGUGGACCGAGCCGCAGUGCAAAGAGGUCACAGACCUCGAUCACGAAACUGAGACGGACGACCAGGACCCGGAGGGACAUGGGGACGGGCCUCUCACCUGGGCCCAGCUGGAGUCCACCUCUCUGGGGUCGGCCGGUAGGGAGGUGGAGGCAGCGGAAGCCCUGGCUCUGUGCAGGGAACUGGGGGUGGAGAGGGAGGCCGAGGGGGCUCUAGAACCUGACCCUCCCGAAUCGCCCUUGGAGGAGAGACCGGGGGAAGGGGAGGUGUCCGAUAUGGAAGAGGGAGAUUCUGAGGAUGAGGGGCAGAGCAGCACGAGGGAGGAGAGUAGUAGUGAGUCAUCGGAAGGAGAGGCUGAAGAAGAGGAAGGGGAGGAAGACUAUGAUAAUGAUUUGAGCGACUUUGAGUGUGGCGACUUGGGGCUGGAACCUGGAGAGGUUUGCACUUACCCUGCUGCUCCGCUGGUAAAGAGAACCAGUAAGAGCUGGCGUCGCCCUCUGAGGAAGCCCACCGCCCGGGCCGUGCCCUCCACUGUCAAACAACAGGCUGUCAGCGACGACGAACCCCCGGAGGCGUCUUUGGAGGGGGAGGAGCAGGAGGCUGAGCCAUGGGCUAAGCCCCUCCUCUUCCUGUGGCAGAACAGAAAGUGUUACUUCACGGCGGAGAGAGAGUACAACGCUAACGCAGCCAAGAUGUUGCCGCACUGUGCUGUCUGCACACUGUUCAUGCCCUACUACCAGCCUGAGGACAGAGCUGACUGCCUCAAGCCCGUCCCCUCCUCCCCUCUCCCUUCCUCCCCUCCCCCGUCUCCCACCACCUCCAGGACUAGAGGAGGACCAGGGGGUCUGAGGAGGAGCAAGCCCCUGCUACCAGAGAUCUGUUUCAGCUACAGGGAGCAGACGUGCCCCCCUACCCCCACCAACACCCUGCUGCAGGAGGACGGCACCAGCCCGCUGAUCACCUGUCAGGGGUGCUGUCUACAGGUUCACGCUAGUUGCUAUGGCGUUGCCACUGAUGAUGUCAGCGAGGACUGGUCGUGUGAUCGCUGUGCGGACGGAACCUUGACGGCUGAGUGUUGUCUGUGUAAUCUGAGAGGAGGCGCUCUGAAGAAAACUACAGAUGACAAGUGGGCCCACGUGAUGUGUGCAGUAGCUCUGUCAGAGGUCUGGUUCAGGGAUGAGGUCAGGAGGAGUCCCAUUGAUAUCAGCAGGAUACCCAUGCAGAGAUACAAACUGAAGUGUAUCUACUGCCGUAAGCGGUGUGUGAGGCGUGGCCAGGGUGGGGGAGGGGCAUGUAUCCAGUGUUCGUGCGGUCGAUGUCCCACCUCCUUCCACGUUACCUGUGCCCACGCCGCCGGGGUCACCAUGGAGCCGGACGAGUGGCCUUACGUGGUGUCAAUCACCUGCCACAGGCACCAAUCACGGAGCUCGUCUGCUCAGCGUGCAGCGUUUCAGAAGGACAUCGUCCUGGGUCAGACCGUCAUCUCCAAACACAAGAACCUGCGGUACUACAGUUCAAAGGUCACCCAGGUGACCUCCCAGACCUUCUAUGAGGUCAUGUUUGAUGACGGAUCCUUCAGCAACGACACCUACCCAGAGGACAUAGUGAGCCGGGACUGUGCCUGUCUCGGUCCUCCAGAAGUAGGGGAGGCUGUGCAGGUGAAGUGGCCUGAUGGACUCUUCUAUGGAGCCAAAUACCAGGGAUCCAACACCUCGCAUAUGUACCAGGUGGAGUUUGAGGAUGGUUCCCAGGUGGUAGCUAAGCGAGAGGAUGUCUAUACUCUGGAUGAAGACCUUCCCAAAAAGGUGAAAGGGCGACUCUCGACGGCCUCCAGCAUGCGUUUCCAGGACGCCUUCUUCACGACCCAGGGAGAGAGGAAGAGACAGAGAACGCCCAACUCCCGUUUCCAGAAAGACUAUGUGGCCCUCCCAGGCCUCCUUACCGCCAGCCAGAGCACAUGGGAACCCCGCAGCCUAAAGGGAAAUGAUAGAGGGGGAGAGGUGGCUGGAGUGAUGACAAAUGAAUGCACUGAUGUAUGUGUGCGUGGGUGUAGCUGUGGGAUGUGAAGGUGUGUGUGUGUGUGUGUGUGUGUGUCGGGGGGGGGUAGGAAAGAGGGCUGGGCAGAGGACAGUUUUGAUUGGACUGUAUUGUCCUGAAGAAAGGUUAUCAUGUGUUGUGGUUACCCAGUGCUUUCUCAUAAGGCAGGGAAUUUAAAACAACAACUACAAAUAUUUGUCACCUGAGUUGCGUUUUUUUUUAAUAAUAAAAAGACAAAAACACGUUUUUCUUUGUAUAUUUACAAAAACAAAACGGAGCUUCUUUUUUUCUUCUUCUUUCUAAACAAGCCUACAAUACAAUGGAAUCUGUUGUAUCUACAUGAGGAUUUGGAAUCUGUUGUAUCUACAUGAGGAUUUGGAAUCUGUUGUAUCUACAUGAGGAUUCGGAAUCUGUUGUAUCUACAUGAGGAUUUGGAAUCUGUUGUAUCUACAUGAGGAUUUGGAAUCUGUUGUAUCUACAUGAGGAUUCGGAAUCUGUUGUAUCUACAUGAGGAUUCGGAAUCUGUUGUAUCUACAUGAGGAUUCGGAAUCUGUUGUAUCUACAUGAGGAUUCGGAAUCUGUUGUAUCUACAUGAGGAUUUGGAAUCUGUUGUAUCUACAUGAGGAUUUGGAAUCUGUUGUAUCUACAUGAGGAUUUGGAAUCUGUUGUAUCUACAUGAGGAUUUGGAAUCUGCUGUAUCUACAUGAGGAUUGAUUUUUAAUAUGAAUGCAUCCCCAGUCCCAGCCUGUGUCCCAAAUGGCAUCCUAUUCCCUAUAUACUGGGCCCUGGUUUGAAAGUAGUGCACUUCUAUAAGGGAAUAGGGUGCUAUUUGGGAGGCUGUCCCAGUGUUUUCCCUCUCCGCAUGUCAGCUGUCGUCUGCUACUUCUUCUCCUCGGCCGCGUCUCCAUACUCUCAGAGCGGCUUCCUCUCCUCAUGUCCUUGUAUACUCGUCUCCUUUCCUUGUAUCCUCCAUUUCACACUGACCCGAAAGGACUGGACAGGUGAAGGCGAACACACGAAAGACAUCGGCCGUUUUUGACGUUGCUUUAAUUUGUCUGGGUCUUGAUCAGAUCAGUGCAGAUUAAGUCGAGGGGUUGAGGAAAAAGGAGACGAGAAGAGGAAGCAACCAGAGUUGCUACUGUCGCUGUGUUGAAUAAAAAACACGGUGAUCUAAUUAUUUAAUUUAAUAUUUGUAUUUAUUUUGGGGGCUUUCAAAAAAGUUAAAAAUAUUGCUAACUGCUGUAAGGAAAACAAUAAAUAAUUUCCAUGUC